Cyprinus carpio (common carp) is the source of this 701-nucleotide messenger RNA. RefSeq names its product aminopeptidase NAALADL1-like. Gene Ontology annotation, molecular function: carboxypeptidase activity. NCBI's taxonomy places the organism in Eukaryota, Metazoa, Chordata, Actinopteri, Cypriniformes, Cyprinidae. The record is from RefSeq and is a predicted model, not a curated record.
AACCACCAGAAAGAUUGUUCUAAAUACUGCAAUUUUUUUCAAAUAAAUAAUGUUAAUAAGCAUAACCCAAAUAAUUUAUAGCAAUAUGCACUUGGACAGGUUGGAAUAUUCAGCAAAUGUUAUGGGAGUAAUCCGAGGCAGUGUUGAGCCAGACAGGUGUGUGAUUUGUGGGAACCACAGGGACAGCUGGGUACAUGGAGCCAUUGACCCCAGCAGCGGUAAUGCUGGAGAUCACCAGAGUGCUGGAGAAGAUGGUGAAGGAAGGGGAAUGGCAGCCUCUGCGGUCCAUUAUUUUUGGCAGUUGGGGGGCUGAAGAAUUUGGCCUUACUGGAUCUGCAAAAUACACAGAAGAGAGCUUCAGUAAGCUGACUGUGGCGUACAUCAACAUGGACAUUUCAGUGUUUGCUAAUGCUACGCUCAGGGCUUCUGCUUCUCCAGCUGCACACUGUCAUUUUUACAGCCUCCAAACAGGCCCCUGAAGGUUCGUCAAAUGCAUGACCAGCUCAUGCUGCUGGACAGAGCUUUCCUUGACCCCUUAGCAUUCCCAGAGUUUCAGGCAUGUGAUAUGGGCGUCGAGGUCAUCAACUGUGCCCACCUCGGCCUGGCGGAUGAAGGAAGACUGGGAUCAGGCUCAUAAACACAUCCAUCGUCACACAGGCCAUCACAGGAGCUGCACACACACUGGAUGAUGUGAUUUAAUG